This is a messenger RNA of Rubroshorea leprosula, 1241 nucleotides long. NCBI's taxonomy places the organism in Eukaryota, Viridiplantae, Streptophyta, Magnoliopsida, Malvales, Dipterocarpaceae. The record is from the annotation of a GenBank genome assembly.
AGUUGUCCGGUUGCAUGCUUUCCUAGGUUCUUGGGUAAUCUAUACCUGUUGGCACCAGUCAGCUCCAACUCUGAAGCAAACGAAUUACCUUCUCUUUUUCAACGACAAUGGCUUCCUCUUCUCUUCCGCUAUCAACUGUAGUCUUCUUCACUGUCUUCUUCUUCACAUGUGCUCUAAUCCCUCUGACGGGCUCCCUUCCUUUCGUAGUUUUGCAUGGCAUUAGUGAUAGCUGCAAAGGCAAAGGAGUCGCACGCUUCACAGAGCUUUUAAGCAACUGGUCCGGUUCUACAGGAUACUGCAUAGAAAUUGGAGAUGGUUCAUGGGAUUCAUGGACUAUGUCCCUUAUGGAGCAGAUGGAAAUUGCUUGUAAAAAGGUGAAGAGCAUUAGUGAACUGAGUGAGGGUUUCAACUUCGUUGGACUUUCUCAGGGUAAUAUGGUAGGCCGAGGGAUUCUGGAAUUUUGUGAUGGAGCACCCCCUGUGAAGAAUUUCAUAUCACUGGCAGGCCCUCAUGCUGGUAUUGCUUCAGUUCCAUUUUGUGGAUCUGGUCUGGUAUGCAUUAUUGUGGAUGCUUUACUCGAGCGAGAGGUUUACAGCAAGUAUGUUCAGGAACACUUGGCUCCUAGUAAUUACGUUAAAGUCCCAACUGACAUUUCUAACUAUCUUAAAUCAUGCAAAUAUCUCCCAAAACUUAACAAUGAAAUCAAAGCUACCAGCAAUUCAACUUAUAAGGAACGGUUUGCAAGCCUAGAGAAUUUGGUACUCAUCAUGUUUGAAAAGGAUACUGUUUUGGUACCUAAAGAAACCUCCUGGUUUGGUUAUUAUCCAGAUGGGGCCUUUGAUCCUAUUUUGCCUGCGCAAGAGACCGAGCUCUACAUUGAAGAUUGGAUUGGAUUAAAAACCUUGGAUGAAGCUGGCAAAGUAAAAUUCAUAAACGUUUCUGGUGGCCAUCUUGACAUCUCUGAAAGUGACAUGAAAAAGUACAUUCUACCUUACUUGAAGGACCAAGAAUCUGAAGAGAUAACAACAGCAUAAAAAACAUCCUUGUUUGGAUGGUUUUCGACAAUCUGGCACUUGUUUAUGAAUCUAUUCGGGUUUAAUGAGCACCAGCCAUUGCAGCUUGCUAUGUACUAAAAGGGGGGAAAAAAAGGGGAGAGCCAGGCUUUAUUCUUCCAUGCUGCACAUGUUUUGGUUCUGUACCGUCAUUUAUGUGGAACAUACCCCCUCUGAUUUUGUAAUACG